Molecule: messenger RNA, 1592 nt
Organism: Chenopodium quinoa (quinoa)
Lineage: Eukaryota; Viridiplantae; Streptophyta; Magnoliopsida; Caryophyllales; Amaranthaceae
Product: B-cell receptor-associated protein 31-like
Exons: 2
Coding region: 525-1193 (222 amino acids)
Biological process (GO): endoplasmic reticulum to Golgi vesicle-mediated transport; intracellular protein transport
Cellular component (GO): endoplasmic reticulum membrane; endoplasmic reticulum
Source: RefSeq, a predicted model, not a curated record
UAAGAACUUUGUUUGGAGGCCAAAACUGAGUAGUGGUAUAUUGAUGUCUUUCAAAUACACCUCGAAUGCCCUUACUUUUCUUUCCCUUAUAAGAUGAUAAGUGCAUGUAGGCUUAGAAACUUAAAACACGCAUCGCGUGCAUAUAAAUGUAGUUAUUGUAUUAUGAUAAGCACAUUGUCAAUAAUAAUAGUAUGAAAUAAAUCGAUCCAACUUAAAUAAAAAAAAAUCAGCUUGAACGAUCUAUCCAAACCCGAUCCGAAGAACUCAUUUGCCACUAAAAUGCUCUAACUCUUAACAUUUUACAUUUUCUACUUUCCCAUGGCCCUCUACUCUAUACCAUCAAAAAUACUUUAAAUAAAAUAAAAUAAGAGCCCCUGAGCCGCCCAAACGAAACACCCAGAAAUAGUAUUGCCCCGCAUUACUCUUCUCCAUCCCUCUCUUCUCUCUCUCUUUUUCUCUUUUCAUUCAUCUGCAUUUUUCACCCAGAAAAACCAGAGAAUUUCAUAACAAACAAUUGAAUUAAGAUGAUACAUCUUCUAUACUCAGUAAUCUUCAUUGAAGCAGCCAUAAUUUUGCUGCUACUUUUCAAAACUCCAUUAAGAAAGCUUGUAAUUGCUGUUCUUGACAAAAUCAAACGUGGGCGUGGUCCAAUUGUCAUCAAAACUGUCUCUGCUACAAUUUCCAUUGUUUUCUUUUCCACCAUUUAUAGCACUCUUAAGAUCCAACGUCGUGCUAUUGGAGAAGAUGGUGGGCCCGAUACUCUCAAUCCCACUGAUCAAGUCAUCUUUUCCAGGCAUCUUCUUGAAGCUUCUCUUAUGGGAUUCAUCUUGUUUCUUGCACUAAUGAUUGAUCGUCUGCACCACUACAUCAGAGAACUUCGUUUGAGGAGGAAGACCAUGGAGGCUGUGAAGCGGAAUGACAUGAAAUCUGCUGGCCCUAGCUCUGAGGAAUUGAAAGCCAGAGAGCAGCAGGUAGACACAUUUAAAGAUAUGAUUAGGCAGCUGGAAUCAGAUCUUGAAAGCAAGGUUAAGGAAGCGAGUACAUCAGAAGCUACUGUUGAGGCUCUUAGGAAGCAAUCUGAGGGGCUGCUUCUUGAAUAUGAUCGUUUAUUAGAAGAAAACCAAGAACUUCGGAAUCAAUUGCAGACGCUGGACCACAAAAUUUCACUUUCCACUGGCAAGAAGGACUCGUAAUGAAUAUUUUGCAACCCCCUGUUAAAGAUUUUGUAGGUUCCUUGGUCUUCCUUCGAAGUCACACAAGUUUUUGAUUUAUUCCAUUAUACCUUACACCAUUGUGCCACUCGAGAGAGCAAGAUAUAGGACAAGAAAUACUGACGCAGGAAGGAAUACAAAUAGAGUAAUUCUGAAGUGUGUGUUUGCUCAUCACCCCCAGUAUGCAUAGGCUUUUGAUAGUUUCUCUUCAUUUUUUUUUUCUGUCAAAAAUUUUCUAUUCAUUUAUAUGUUUAUUGAUACAUAGAGUUCUGUUACUUCAAUCUUCCAGUUUGUCAGACUCUGUUAUGCUUGUGCUUUCUUCGAUCUAGAAGAGAUUCUCAACUUACUAAUCUAUUGAGAUUGAUGAAUUUUUAUCACCUA